AACCAAUCAAGCAAAGCAGCAAUUCUCUUUAACGAUUCAAAUUCUCAAACUUUCUUAGCAUCCAAACAAAGCCCAUCAAUUUUUCCAAUGUCGAUCAUUCCCAGCUUCCGACGAGGCAGCAUUUUCGACCCUUCCUCUCUCGAUGUCUGGGACCCAUUCAAGGAUUUCCCAUUCCCUUCCUCUUCAUCACUCUCCACAUUCCCUGAAUUUUCUCGGGAAAAUUCAGCUUUCCUGAACACGAGGAUCGACUGGAAGGAGACCCCGGAAGCCCACUUGUUCAAGGCAGACCUUCCGGGGAUGAAGAAAGAAGAGGUGAAGGUGGAGGUUGAAGACAACAGGGUGCUUCAGAUCAGCGGAGAGAGGAACGUAGAGAAGGAGGACAAGAACGACAAGUGGCACAGAGUGGAGCGCAGCAGCGGCAAGUUCUUGAGGAGGUUUCAGCUUCCUGAAAACGCAAAGUUGGACGAGACUAAGGCUGCAAUGGAGAAUGGGGUUCUGAGUGUCACUGUGCCAAAGGCUGAGGUGAAGAAGGCUGAUGUCAAAGCCAUUGAAAUCUCUGGCAAAGAAAACAACUGAGCACUAAGAAACGGGGCCUGGGAGCACCACAGGCAUCAGCAGCGAGAAUAUCCACAAGGGAGGCUGACGCCAUGUCAAAAAUCUGCAGACCAGGAUCAAAGCAUCCGCAGUACAGUUCUGUUCAGGAAAGAUGUGCCUAACUGAGCAAUCACAGUCACCUAGUUUGUAAUCGCAAUGAUUAAUGAAUUAUAUCCAAGUUUUAUUGUGGUCA
Molecule: messenger RNA, 787 nt
Organism: Prunus dulcis (almond)
Lineage: Eukaryota; Viridiplantae; Streptophyta; Magnoliopsida; Rosales; Rosaceae
Product: 18.1 kDa class I heat shock protein-like
Exons: 2
Coding region: 88-576 (162 amino acids)
Biological process (GO): protein folding; response to hydrogen peroxide; response to heat
Source: RefSeq, a predicted model, not a curated record